CGAUGACAUCUUUUCUUUCUUGAAUGAGGGAGAGAGAGAGAGAUUCACUCAUUGGAUUUUUGGUUGGUUUGACUGCUCCAUUCCUAUGGACCCCCACCCCACCCCCACCUCUGCAAUCUUGCUUUUUUCUUCCUCAAUAAAACUUGCUCUUUGCUUUUCUCCAUUUGCGUAUUUUGACUCGUUCUUUUAGGGCUUCUCUAUUCCGCAGAGAUCGAUUACAUUGUACUGGCAGCUUUCUCAUCCGCAAAGAUCCAGUCUUUAUGCUUAAAGAGACCUCAAAAUCAGUUAGAUUUGCUGAGUGUUCAGGCCAAACAGGCUGGUUAGUCCUGGCUGCUAAGUAAAAGUUUGGGCUGAUGAUGGGGUGUUUCACUGUUUUGAAGAGUAAAAAGGAAAAGCCAGACAAGAAUAGGACUAGCCAUGCCAAACGCGUUAAUCCUCAAGAACAUUCACCUACCGUGUUGCCCGAGCCCCAGACACGAACACGGGCAUUCCGGUCUGCCCCACCAAGCUUUAAAACUAGAGUGCGCUCUUCCCCAUCAGGCAUGGACGAAGCAGAACAAGACACCUUCAUGUCAAAUGAUCCUCAACCUCUUCCUCUCCCCUCACCGCAAAAUACUGCCUCGCUGAAGACUAUGGGAAGCUUUAAAAUUAUGAAUUCAAGUGGACGCUUCAAUGCUUCCUCGGGCCCACUUCCACUGCCUCCCGUGUUGUCUUCUGCAGGAAACCUCCGGAACUUUUCUUAUGAAGAGAUUGCAGCCGCCUGCCACAACUUCACCUCUGGGUUAUGCACGUCGGAAGGUCUUUCUUCUAUUAUCUACAAUGCUUCCUUUGGGGAUGAUGCAAUGAAGUUUGAUGCAACUGUCACUCUUCUCAACCCAUCUUCUCAGGGAUUCAAGGAAUUUGUGACUGAAGUUAACAGACUAGAUUCACUGCAAUGUCCUUCACUCUGUAAACUAAUUGGUUUUCAUGCAAGGGAAGGAUCAGUGCUGAGGAUGUUGGUUUAUGAACGGCUUUUCCACGGAAGCUUAGACGGGCUCCUAUUUGGCAGAUCUGGUGGCCCUCCCUUGGACUGGAAUGCUAGAAUGAAAAUUGCCUUGUGUGCUGCACAAGGUCUCACUUUCCUGCACGAGGAAGGCCCUUUUCAGGCAAUGUUCCAUGAAUUUUCAACUGCAAAUAUACAGAUUGACAAGGAUUUUAGUGCAAAACUUUCAGGAUAUGGUUGUGUCACCCACAUUCAAGAGACCAGCAGCAUCUGUUCUAGUUCAGUUGGAGUCGCAAAUAUUUCAGCAGAAGCACUGGAGAGGGGUUUCCCAACUCCUAAGAGCAAUGUUUGGAGUUUUGGGAUAGUACUUCUCGAGUUGCUCACAGGCAGGAAGAAUCUGGACAGCGGUCAUCCCAAGGAAGAAAUGAAUUUAGUGAAGUGGGCCCGGCCUUUUCUAGCGGAUGAUUGCAGGCUAUCGCUUAUCAUGGACCCUCAGCUGAAAGGCCGGUUCCCAGCCAAAGCUGCCCGGACAAUUGCUGAUAUUGCCCAAAGAUGCCUGCAUAAGGACCCCUCAGAAAGACCCAUCAUGAGAACCAUAGUAGAGCAACUCAAGGCUGCACAAGACAUGAAGUACCCUUCCCUCUUUCCACUUGAGGAGCCGGUGAGAGUGAGCAUGAAGCACAUGUCGAAGUCUCAUAGUCUAAAUGGGAUUGUCUUUGCCCCUGCAAGACCAAGUCUUUCACCUUCACAGCCGAGCAGACAGCCCGUUUCUCCUCCAAGAAAAGCCGCAAUGCCCUUAUCUCUCAGAUCAAGAACCUUCUCCUCUAUCUCUUUGGAGGAGUUGCACCGGCUGGAGAGUCAGAGAUCUGGGUCUUCGUCCGUACGAAGAUCCAGUGUUGAAGGGUUUUGAUUGUUCAUAAACAAGUUCAUUUUUUUUCUCUUGGGAAGGAUUUCUGCUUUCCUCUAUUGGAAGGUGAUUCUGAAUGGAAUAUAGAAGAUAAAGAUCUGGAGAAUUUUAUGGGUCAAGCUAGCUUGCUUCAUAGUGUUUUCUUUCCUCCCACCAUGCCAUACUUCAAGUAUGAAACUAUGAUGAUGAAUGUCAUUACUAUGUAGAUAUAUAUAUGUAUACCCUUGGAUUUAAUUAGUUUUCAUCAUAUAAAGGAGGGAUUAUAUUCUCUCUUCUUGAUUGGUGCAAACUCACCGUGUAUUUGUAUAUGAUGAUGAUGAUGUUUUGGUUACUCUAUGGCUAAUUUUUGUUCC
This is a messenger RNA of Cuscuta campestris, 2242 nucleotides long. The record is from the annotation of a GenBank genome assembly. Lineage: Eukaryota; Viridiplantae; Streptophyta; Magnoliopsida; Solanales; Convolvulaceae.